GCGGUUUCAGAGCUUCGCCCGGGACGACGAACCGCGGACGAGCCGAGUGCGGGAAACCCGGUCGUGUGUUUCACAGUACGACCGACCGAUCCACACACCGAGUAUAACCGUACAAACGAGGAGGCACAACCGCGGGGGUUGAAAAGAAAGGGAGGUGGGGGAGGAGGGUUGGCCCGAUUGAACGCAGGCAGACCGCUUCGUGACCUUGGUGCGCGCGACACUUGGCGUCUUCUUCGGGAGCAAUAAAGAAGAAUUUAAUCGGUACCUCUUUUCCAAUUGGGGUCGAGUGCACGCGGAGGUGUACGGUCAACUCUCCGCGCGCGAGACCGCCCACAAAUUAAGACCGUAACUCGGCCUCGUUCCGCCGCGCCGCUUGCGUUCGCGAGUACUCCGACUGCGAGAUAAUGUGAUGUCACAGUGUUAGGAGAGAAAAGAAAAGAGAGAGAGAGAACAAGGAAAAAAUCGGUGGAUGCAUAAGAGCGCAACGGGGGGGUUGCAACGAGAGGGUUGCAACGACGGGUAACGCGGGAGUAUGCGCGAGUCCUGGUAGCACCGGCUGCUGCUGGAGGAUGAACGGGACGACGACGGAGGAUUAUUAAAGUGGAGGAGCGCCGAGAGAGAAAGAGGUGCAUCGUGGUGUUCCAUGAGAUGUCAGUGGACCCGUCGUCGGGGACAGUUACGCCGUCGUCGUCGUCGUCGCCGUUGUUGUUGUCGUCGUGAUCACCAUGAGGAGGUCCUCCUACGUCAACUACUACGUCCUGUGCCUCGUGUGCUGGAUCCUACUAGGCAUUACCGGGGUAAGUACGAGAUCUCAUUCGCUGGUGAAGAGAUUCGACGGGAUUUACACGGGGCCUUACUUCGACUCGAACACUCCAACGAAUAUCACGGCGCAGUUGGGCACUCAUGCUUACCUACCGUGCAAAGUGCGGCAGCUUGGUAACAAAUCAGUCUCCUGGAUCAGAAGAAGAGACUCGCAUAUCCUUUCGGUGGAUAGAACGAUGUUUAUUCCGGACGAGAGGUUCCAGGCGAUUUUCGGGGAGGCGGACACGUGGACGCUGCAGGUGAAAUACGUCCAGGCGCGCGACGAAGGCGAGUACGAGUGCCAAAUCUCGACCGACCCGAAGAAGAGUCACAUCAUCAAGCUCAACAUCGUCGUGCCAAAGAUCGAGAUCUUGGGGGACCGUGACAUGUAUGUGAAGACCGGAAGUACAGUCGCAAUACGAUGCGUGAUAAAGCAGUCCCUCGAGGGCCCGUUCUACGUCUUCUGGUACCACGAGGGCGAUCGCGUUCUAAAUUAUCAGCUGGGCAAGAUCGACAUUCAGACGAAGAGGAUCGAACAGGACACGGUGAGCAGCCUCGUGAUUCACAACGCGAGACGGGAGGACUCGGGUAACUAUACUUGCAGCCCGAGUAACUUGGAUAGCGCGAGCGUGCAGCUGCAUGUGCUAAACGGGGAACACCCCGCGGCGAUACAGAGAGGCAUCAGUUCAGCGCCGGGCGGCUGUCCUACUCUAUGGUGGCUGGCAGGAGUGGUGACACUGUACUCGAGUCACGGCAGCCGUCUGUUCGUCCUCCUUCUUUUGAUCCUUAUGGUUCUCUACUCGAAAAAUCCAUCUUACUUUGCGACGGAACGAUAAUCAGGCAACCCCGCAAGGAUGGUAUACGCGUAUAAUCGAUUAUCUCCUGCUACGAGACCCCGACUACCUCGAGAGAAGAGAUCCUCGACGUUGCGGACCGAUUUUCAGAGAUCAAGGACAAAAAGGGCGAGGAUGAGAGGAUUCGGAAGAUAGAGGGUAAUACGAUAGAAAGAAAGAGAGAGAGAGAGAAAGAUCGGAGAAGAAGAAUAAUGAUCCUGGAGGUAGUAUGUUUUUUCUCCGUAUGCGUGAAGUAAGAGUUAGAGGUUCAUCUCGAUUAUCGAGACAGUGAUCCGGCCGUUAGAAAUUAGGAAUUAGUUUUAUUAUAUGAAUUCUUGUUAAAUUGCUGCGAGAGAGUUAUACGUGCUGGAGGAGCUACGAAAUUUUUGACGUUAUCGAAAAUAUAAAUUAGGUCGAGCUUGAACAACGGGUGGUCCGUGAACGUUUUGAAAACUUUCAGUUGCGAAUUCGGGAUGAACUGACAAUUUUAUUUAUUAAGAUUAUUUAUUCACUUUUACGUCCAUUAAAAAUUUUAUCUAAAUUUAAAAUUAAAAAUUUUAUCUAAAUAAAAUAACGUGUCAUUCUUACUGUUGACUUCUUAUUGUAACAGAUAUUUUUGAGUUUGCUUUUCUAAAGACGUAUUCCACAUUUAUAUUUCACAUUUGCAUAAAUGUUUCACGCAUUUCCCGUCUGUUUAGCCCGACGAGGUAAUAAGUUACGAAAUCUCAAAAAAGAAAGCGCCCGAAAAACGAUCGCGAUCGCGAGAUCCUAUCGCGAGGGCGUUGGGUGGUUUCGUAGCACUCGUUACAGGAACAAGAAAGCGAUAACGUGACGAGAAAUGUAGAAAGACGAGAAACGAUGGUGAGAGAAAGAGGAGAGAGAAAGAGCAAGAGUGAAAAAGAACCGUCACGAGACUGGGGAAAAAGCAGAAAAACUUCGUCCGCGCCGCUCGAAUAGAAUUGAAACUUGUUCGAUGAAUUUUUCGAAAGGCGAUGUAAUUAAUUAUAUUCGAUAGCGACCGAUUACAAACAAAGCGUGUCUAUACUUGACGUCUACCGCGUGAUCUAGGAUCGUCCUGAGACCGAGUGAUCUCGGCCAUCGUCUCUCAGACGAUUUGUCGAUACGCGCCAGAAGCAAUUAGAAUCUCUCUUCAGUUCGUCAAUCAGCGUGUCUGUUCCAAGAUCGUACGAGAACCAAACUUGACGAGAAGGGGAAAGAAACGACGGGGAAAGAAUCGAAGCGACCCUAUUGAGAAAUAAAAAUGUUAUUAUUAUUAUUAAUAACACACGGCGGUAUUAUUCGAUCCGAGGAAAAAAAAUUCAUAUCAAGCGACAUUUUGCCCAUAUCAAACUCUCAGUCACGAUAUUCUGAUAUUCUCAGCGCCAAGGCAAAUUUGAUACGACUAUAGUCGGAGAACGUCAUUAAAUUUACAGACAAUUGUUAUCCGGGAAGCUCAUCGAUUGCGCGAGUAAGAUGAAACAGGAUAUCGCGAUGUGGAAAUUAUCACUGCCUCUAAAAAUACUUGACCGCUGCUUUGUUGGCGACAGGUGUCUCGAGACGAUCCGCGAUAAAAAUUUUGGUAAUUGAAACGCAUUGAGUAUACACACGUCGAUCAAAAUGUAUCCAUACGUCCGCGCAUGCACAGGCUGACUCACCGCGACGCGGGCCGUAAAGACCGAACUUAUAAUAUCUUCCACUGUCCGCUCCCGUACGCGUCGUCUCGCGAUCUCGGGAACAUCGCGGUUUUUUAUAGAAAAUCGAAGAACCUUUUAGGAAUGUAGAAAAAAUUUUGUACACUCGUUUUGCUCGAGGGAUUAAAUACUGCCGAUAAAGUCAUAUUUCAUUCCUCCCUUGAAAAGUUGUCCGAAAUGUCACGAACUAUUUCUAUUUGGACUGUUUAUUCACGUUGGACGACGUUAAAGGGAAAAAAAGACAUUUGUUUUGUAUAAAAUUUACAAACGUACGUAUAUAUACGUAGUGUAACACACGCCAAAUUUUACACGUAUUCUAAAUCCUAUUCAGAUAUCCUCCUUCGAUAGAUUUCUUUUUCUUACGAGUCGUCAAACGUCUCAUCGUAACAACAUAGGCAAAGUACUUUCGACGUAUAAUACUUUUUGAUAACGCAUAUUUCCAUGUUUUUGACGGUUUUGGCCCGCGGCGUGCCGCCUCUGAGCAUGAUCGGUUGUAUAAUUUAGCGGAUGAACGUACGGCUUUCCGGUGGGCACCCGUGCGCCCCCCGCGAAUUUGCUUUCUUCUCGCAAAUACUAGAGGGAUGGGGUGGGAAUACUGUUUUUUAUAAUAUUAUAUAUUAUAUAUAUAUAUAUAAAUAUAUAUAUACAAACGAACAGAAAUAUAUAUAUGUAUAUGUGUACGCGCGCAAAUACGUUGCACAUGGGUGUUGAAUAUUGAACAAGUUUCAGCUCGUACGAACGAGAGGCGCAUAUAAAGCGACUAGAGAACGUACGUUCUCGUUGAGAGAAUUCUUGAGGGAAUGUCUUGAAGAGAGAUACGAAUAGGAAGAAGGGAAAAGAGAGAGAAACAGAGAGAAAGAGAGAGAGAGAGAGAGAGAGAGAGAGAGAGAGAGAGAGAGGAAAAAAAUACACCAUAGAACACGAGGACAGCGGCAGGAGACGAACGAUUCGUUAGAAUAUCUACGAUUCAUGUGAUUGUAAAUAACGUAACAUAGCGUAUAAAUAACGUAACGUUAAUUAAUGAUAUGCCGUACGUGUUACGCUAAAGAAACAAGAAAAAAAAUUAACUAAAUAACGUUACUGUGUAAUUUUUCGGAUCGUAAAACGCGCAUUGGAAAUGAGUCUGGCCGCCCGUGCUAACCGGCUCGGGAAUCAUGCACGGUAUCGGGAGGCAAGAGGAUGUGGCACAUUUCUUAACGAUAAGGGAGACGCCGCGCAUACGUAUACGAUGUUCCCAGAAAUCGAAAUAUCGUCUGACGAAUUUUCGUUUCGACGAACAUUUAUCGCGAGGGGGCGGGUUGGGGAGGAGAGGGGGAGGGGGAGGACACGGCCGUCGUCCGUGAUACAAUCGAAGGAGAGAUGCUUAACGCGUCCGUCGUAUUCAGCCGCGGUCACUUCUGGAUCGCGGCGGACUUAUCGUCGGAGAUCGGCGCGUAAGACCACCGAGGAGGACCGGAGAACACGCGCCAGGGUACCGGCGCGCGCGCGCGCGCUUUUCCCGUUGGCGCGCCGGGAUGCGUCCGAGUUUUUUUUUUAGGGGAGGAGGGAAGAAGCGGAGAGCGCGCGCACGUUUCCCCGUGACGAGCGCGCUCGUGGAUAGCACGGGCCGGCCACACACGCGACUAGAUGUAACACUAAUUAACGCCUAGCGAUUAAGCGAACUAACGGAUAUAAAUGCAAAUAUAUCGUCGGAUAUAAUAGCCAGGCGGGACGAAUGCGCGAGCGGCUGUGUGCGUGCAUGUUUUGCGCGACCGCGCGAGUGCGAGCGGUACGGUUGGUGCUUUAAACCGUGUGAGCCUGUUCUGCGCAAGAGAGCGAGAGAGAGAGAGCGUGAGAGAAAGAGACGGUGAGAAUGAAGGUCGAAAGAAUGAGAAAGCGAGAGAGAGAGAAAAAAAAAUAAGCCACACACGCAUACGUACAUACAGACGAUACACAACAUAUACAACACGCGCACACACACGCGUAUACCGCGAGAAGUUCGUUGGACUGACGUGUAACCAAGACGUUGGUCGAAUGACACAUUUUAAGAUAAAGACAAAAAGGUCGAUCGGGGACGUAGCCAUCUUCUUUAUAUCGUUUCCGCCUUUCCUUCUUCCCGCGCCUCGCGAGGCCUCGCGGAGCCUCCUAAAGGCAACGACCGACGCGACAAAGGCCGGAAACGGUCUGUGUGAGGCCGCGGUCGCGAUUAAGCUUCACCACCCUCUUUCUUCUCUCUUCUUUAACGCGGGCCUCCCCCUCGCGAGGUGGAAGAAGGAACACCGCCCUCGUCCCCGUUGCCCUUUUGCUUCACCGCGAGAAAGGGGAAAGUAAUUUAAAGAGAAGAUAGCAGGAGAGACGGCGGGACGGCGAAAAAAAAAACCCAAUCGAGAAACGUCGUCUUACGAUCUAAUUCUAACGUAGAACAGCAUUAAAAUUUUUGUACCAAAAUCUAUCCAGUAGCCCUUAAGUGUCGCGUAUUGCGUUUCCGUUUCCGUUCGACGUUGCCGACGCGUACUUACCCUCCUUAUUCAAUGUCUUUGUUUCUUGGUCGAAACACGUCGCGGGGGAACGGAGCGAGUAAAACUUGCCCGAAAAUACCCUCUCGCAAGUUUCUCGGUCGCAGCAUUAAAACUCCCGGGUCGUCAGCGCGAUCGUACGCGCUUCUCCCCCCGCGUUCUUCCACACGUUCGAAUAAAUCAACCCCUCGCGUGCCACCGCUCCGCGUUUCGUAAGGCAAGCUCGCGAAGUAGAGCGCGAGAAUGAUACGAUUACUAAUCGCGAUCCGGGAGAAGUCUCGAAAAAACCUCCCUGAUUAAUAUAAUGAACGAUCGCGAUCCGAUCCGCGCUCAGCCGAUUCCCGAGAGUCGUGGGUAACGACUUGAAGAUAAUGAAGAACACUUCUCUGUUUCGAGAGAGUGAUGCUUGUGACCGUCCUGACAGUACGUCGAUGUGCUCUUACGCGUAGAUGACACAAGUUAGAUGUGUUCUUUCCGAGAUAGUAGGCUAUAUGUGAGAGAUACGAGCGACACGACGCCGCCGUCGUCGUCGUCGUCGUCGCCGGAGAGAUGAAAGACGAAGUGAGACGCGGUGACCCAGAAAUACAUAGAUCUCUCUAUCGAGUCGCGGGGAUUUCAAUUCCGACGUGAUCUAUCCGUCUGUUGCCGCGCCAUCGAACGGUCCCGAAAAAUUCUUUGGGAAGGCGGGAGAACAUCUCGGAAAUCGAUUACGCAGCUCCGAGAAAGAGAGAGAGAGAGAGAGACAGGGGGAGAGAAAGAUUGAGAACAAGUCACCGGAAAAGAAUUUUUCGAGACGAGCGGCAAACGAAGUGUUAUCGUGAAACUUUUCAGACGAGAAACUAAACGUCGAAGAUUACGAAAUACCGCGCGCGGAGGAUGUACAGGACUGUUGUAAUUUUAACCCUCCACUGCUUUUGGAUCCUAUUAGAGGGCGAACCGCCUCCCGCGAAUGUAUAAUAAAUUUCCCAGACAGCACGCAUGUUCGAAAUCGAAACGUUUUAAAGAAAUCUUUAGACAUCUUACGUCCCAAUUUUGGACACAGCGCUGUCUGGGUUCCUAUUUCGAUGAUACGCACGCACGAGUUCGAGACUGCGAACGGAAACAAAUGGUUCGCUUUCUCGCCCGUGCGGGCAUUUUUUCCCCCCGUCCGGCUGUGGAGGGUUAGAAGUGCGAAUCGGAGAAACCCAUUUGUCGUCGAUCGGCGCCCUCGGGACGGCAGGUACCUCGUUAACCGCGCGGAUCACUGAUGACAUUCGCGAGAAAGAAAUGCACCGUGCAAUCACGCGACUGUUGCACGCGAGCAUUGAUACGCUCCCGAACGUACGACUCGAGUGGCUCGACGAAUUAUCGCGAAUUAUAUUAUCGAGUAAACGAGAUCAUUUACGUUCGAUCCCCCUUAGCGAUACGCAAAACCGGGUAACUUAUUUAUAUCGCAUUGUCGGACACGAAAACGCGCGUGCGAUCGACAUCGGUAAAUCAGUAGCCUCGAUGAGUCCAUUUGCGAGAGAGCGAUUGAGUGAGUUCGACAACGUCCUAUUAAUGUUUCAAAAGCGAGAUCCUACGUUACGGGCACGUUUCGUUGACGGCACGCGACAGAUCACACUAUAGUAAGGGGUCUAAUUAAUCACUAACACGUCUGCCGAUUCGAACGUUCGACGAAGGUGAUUUACGGCUGCCCGUCGCCGUGAAGGGCGGACUAUCGGGAAGACUAGUCGGGAAACCGCAAGAGAAGGAAGGCGAAAUUUGUCGAGCGCGCGGAUAAGCGGACGAUCGAUUAAAAAAAAAAAAAGAGAAAAAA
Messenger RNA from Temnothorax curvispinosus, 7618 nucleotides. RefSeq names its product neurotrimin-like. Bases 726 to 1637 code for a protein of 303 amino acids. Gene Ontology annotation, biological process: synapse organization. NCBI's taxonomy places the organism in Eukaryota, Metazoa, Arthropoda, Insecta, Hymenoptera, Formicidae. Gene Ontology annotation, cellular component: neuron projection membrane. The record is from RefSeq and is a predicted model, not a curated record. The transcript has 5 exons.